ACGAGUUGUUUUCGUUUUUAUCAGGGAGGACUGGUAUUGUUUUCGUCUUUGCCUUGAAAAUAAAUGGCUUUGGAAAGCGAGGACAACCAAAAAAGGACGGCUGGAAGUUCUGGUCCAGAGACCGAUGUUGACCCGCAGACCCCAGUUCUGCGCAUCAGCCAGCUGGAUGCCCUCGAGCUAGACUCAUCCCUAGAGCAGCUGGUAUGGAACCAGUUCUCCCAGUGCUUCCACAACUGCCGCCCAGGCCUGCUCACCCCGUUGGAGCCCGAACUGAGGGUCCUGCUCCAUUUGCUCCUAUGGAGGUUCACACUUUAUUCCAGCAGUGUCACCGUGGGCCAAUCCUUACUGAGUCUACGCUACCACAACACCCUCUCCACGUCUCCCCGGUACAGACCUCUGUCUCGCAGGCAGAAACUGGGACUGGCCCUGCUCACGGCAGGUCCUCGCUGGCUCCAGGAGCGCUCCCACAGCCUGCUGCUGUGCUUGAGUUCAGGAGGGCCUGUGUCUGAAGGAGACGGUGGUUUACUCCAACAGGGUCUCCGCAAUUGCCUGACCUUUGUUUCUAGUAUCACACAGCUCGCAAGUCUCAUCAACUUCCUUGUGUUCCUGAGAAAAGGUCGCCAUCCUGUGCUGGCCGAAAGGAUUGUGGGAGCUCGGGCGGUUUUCAGUCAGCCCAACGUGGUCCGGGACGUAACCUACCAGUAUAUGAACCGCGAGCUGCUGUGGCACGGCUUCGCUGAGUUCCUCAUCUUCCUCUUACCCCUGAUCAAUACAAGGAAGCUAAAGGCAACCGUGUUAUCAAUUAUUUUGGGGGGAGGCGGUGCGGAUAGAGACGGGGCGACAGAAGGGCAAGGCGUGUGGAAAGAGUGCGGACUGUGUGGAGAGUGGCCCACCAUGCCUCACACGGUGGGCUGCCAACAUGUAUUCUGCUACUACUGCAUCAAGAGCCACAGCAUCGCAGACGCUUACCUCACCUGCCCCAAAUGUGGAGUAGAGGCAGGGCAGCCUGAGCCGGUCAAGAUGGAGGUGGAGAUGAUUGGCAGAUGAUCAUUUGAAGUAUCAGAAAUUUGACUGAGUUUAUUUUGUAAUUUCAGGGACUUAAUAUAAAUACAAUGAUGGUCCAUGUCUUUAUAGCUGCACAUAUAGAAUACACAUAUUAACAUAAUCAUGAUUAACCACAUUUGUAUUAUAAUGUAAAUGUAUCUUUAAAGAUUUCCACAUUUUUAAAAAAAAAUGUAUUUAAAAGAAAUCAACUUAUCAUGUAAGAAUAUUUUGAAAAGUAUUCUAAACAUGAAAAACAAAUGGGGUUUAAUAGUCACAGAUUCAAGAUAUAGUGGUGUAUGAGUUUAUGACCUGACUUCAGUCUUUAUGAUGUCUGUCUUUCCUGAACACACAUAGACCUGCUAUGUUUAAUAUAUGUGUGCAUAUAUUGACAAUCCUCGGCCCCUUCCGUUUCUCCGACUGGACUUUGGACAGAAUUAUUUGUCUUUGGUGCACUGGACAGACUACAGAGAACCACACAGCAUAUAUUUGAUGAGUGAACGUGUUGAUUUAUGCUCCAAAUUGGUUUGUGUGUGUGUCUGUGUGUGUGUUUUUGUUGAAAUGGGAAUAUUUGUUCUGAUGAAAAAUGCAGAAAGUCAGCUGAAUUAAUAAUGGGAGGAAUUUCUGAUGCUUCUCAUCAUGGCCAAAUUAGCAUUUGUUGUGUAUUUUGUGCCUAAAUUGUAUUUCAACAUCAUUAAAAUUGAUA
Anoplopoma fimbria (sablefish) is the source of this 1747-nucleotide messenger RNA. It is a transcript of the gene pex2, whose product is annotated as peroxisomal biogenesis factor 2. The transcript is spliced from 2 exons. The record is from RefSeq and is a predicted model, not a curated record. Bases 64 to 1047 code for a protein of 327 amino acids. Gene Ontology annotation, molecular function: zinc ion binding. Lineage: Eukaryota; Metazoa; Chordata; Actinopteri; Perciformes; Anoplopomatidae. Gene Ontology annotation, cellular component: peroxisomal membrane. Gene Ontology annotation, biological process: protein import into peroxisome matrix.